AGUGUGUUGCCCAGCAAAGCCUGUAGGGGCAGGAUCGCACUGAGCAUCAGCCCCGACCAGCUAUCAUAGAGAAGGAGGGUAAAGACCAAAGUGCUCAUCCCGGAAGCCAGUGGAUUCAAUCCCUGGCACCAGCACCAGCACCAUGCCUAUGACACUGGGUUACUGGGACAUCCGUGGGCUGGCUCAUGCUAUUCGCCUACUCCUGGAAUACACAGACUCAAGCUAUGAGGAGAAGAGAUACGUUAUGGGCGGCGCUCCCGACUUUGACCGAAGCCAGUGGCUGAAUGAGAAGUUCAAGCUGGGCCUGGACUUUCCCAAUCUGCCCUACUUAAUGGACGGCCCCCAUAAGAUCACUCAGAGCAACGCCAUCCUGCGCUACAUUGCCCGCAAGCACAACAUGUGUGGGGAGACAGAGGAAGAAAAGAUUCGUGUGGACAUUUUGGAGAACCAGGUUGUGGAUGUCACCAAUCACCUCGCUAGAAUCUGUUACAGCCCAGACUUUGAGAAACUGAAGGGAGAAUACUUGGAGCAGCUCCCCGGGAUGAUGAAGCUCUUCUCACAGUUCCUGGGGAAGCAGACAUGGUUUGUCGGUGAAAAGAUAACUUUUGUGGAUUUCCUUGCUUAUGAUAUCCUGGACCUGAACCGUAUAUUUGAACCCAAGUGUCUGGACGCAUUCCCAAACCUGAAGGACUUCAUGGCCCGCUUUGAGGGACUGAAGAAGAUCUCUGCCUACAUGAAGAGUAGCCGCUUCAUCCCAAGACCUCUGUUUUCAAGAUGGGCCACGUGGGGGAAUAAGUAGGGCCUUACAGGGCAGGAGGUGAUGUGGGAGUCCCCCCCCCCCAUGUACUGUGAUUACAAUUAACAAAUAAAGAAACUGCUUUGGACCUAUAGCAAGGCAGAACUUAGGUAGGUAGGAAAAGCUAAGGUGAAUGCUGGGAGAGAAAAGGGUGGAGUCAAAGAGAAGCCAUGGAGCUGCUGCCAGAGUCAGAUGUGCAGAAACUUUGCAUGUAAGCAAAGUCACAUGGCGAUAUACAGAUUAAUAGAAACGGGAUCAAUUAAUAUAAGAGUUAGCCAAUAAGAAGGUAGAGAUAAUGAGCCAAGCAGUGAUUUAAUUAACA
Molecule: messenger RNA, 1118 nt
Organism: Arvicola amphibius (Eurasian water vole)
Lineage: Eukaryota; Metazoa; Chordata; Mammalia; Rodentia; Cricetidae
Product: glutathione S-transferase Mu 4-like
Exons: 8
Coding region: 143-799 (218 amino acids)
Biological process (GO): glutathione metabolic process
Molecular function (GO): glutathione transferase activity
Source: RefSeq, a predicted model, not a curated record